AUCAUCCGGUCCAGCCGUGGGUGGUUAGCCUUCCCUAUUUACCUUCCCCUGCGCCGAGAUUACUGCCGUGCCAUCUCGUCGAGGACUGCCUACAUGGACGCUAUUAUUGGUGUUUUCGGGGGGUAACGCAUGCCGAUGUGCGUCUUUGUGAGCGUGGGAUUGAGACGGCUCGGAUAGCGGGGAUAUCCCCCAGUCUGUUCGGCCAAACAAGAGACCGAUCGUCGUUUUUUUCCUCCUCUUUUUUUUCCAGGCUAAAGCUAGCGGGUGGGGGUGGAUUUCUAUCUGUACGGCCUUAGGAGAGCAUUUAAAAAUAUAACGCCGCGGGAGCAACGAAAUGUGGCUCGACGAUGGCAAGCCAAAGAGGCAGAUGCGAUGAGGGAGGGCUUCUCGGAAGAGGAGAGGUGUCGCUGGACAAGUUUCGGCCGGGUGCAAAGUAGUUGAGCUAAAGCGGAGCUAGUCGGUUAGCUCGAUCGAUCGAGGAAGUUGACGAGCCAGCCUGCUAACACGGCGACAAAUGUUUUAUUGGACCAAGGGUCGCCUCAAAAGUCUCGUUAUUCUUUUUAAACUUUUGAAAGCGGGAGUUCACUAAAUUGCAAAAUCGCUGCUGUUUGUUAAUCGGAAUCAUCUAAUCGGUUUCCCGUUAGCUUCAAAGUGAGAGCCGAUUGUAAACAAAGGGUCCCGGACUCCACCUGUCCACAGCGGAGACCCCUCCACCGGUCUCACCGUCCCACGGACAAAGGGUUAAUAUCUUAUUUAACCGUGUCGGCGACUCUCAGAGAUGGAUUUAAAGACGGCGGUGUUCAACGCGGCCAGGGACGGGAAGCUCCGGCUGCUCCAGAAACUGCUGGAGAACAAAGAUGGACACGAGGUGACCAAGCUAAUGGGCGAGAAGACCAACGGAGCCACCCCGCUCCUCAUGGCUGCCCGCUACGGACACCUGGACCUGGUGGAGUACCUGCUGGAGUGCUGCAGCGCUCCGGUUGAGGUCGGAGGGUCGGUGAACUUUGACGGGGAGACCAUCGAGGGGGCGCCCCCUUUGUGGGCGGCCUCCGCGGCGGGACACCUAAAGGUGGUCCAGUCCCUGCUGGGCCACGGGGCUUCGGUCAACAGCACCACGCUGACCAACUCCACUCCCCUCCGGGCGGCCUGCUUCGACGGCCACUUGGACAUUGUCAAGUACCUGGUGGAGCACAAAGCUGACCUGGAAGUGGCCAACAGACACGGGCACACGUGUCUCAUGAUUUCCUGCUACAAGGGGCACAAGGAGAUCGCGCAGUACCUGCUGGAGAAAGGCGCCGAUGUCAACAGGAAGAGUGUGAAAGGAAACACGGCGCUUCACGACUGUGCCGAGUCGGGCAGCUUGGAGAUCAUGCGGAUGCUGCUGCAGUUCGGAGCGUCCAUGGAGCAGGACGGAUACGGGAUGACGCCGCUGCUCUCGGCCAGCGUCACCGGCCACACAAACAUCGUAGACUACCUAACGACGCACCAGCAGACGAGUCACAUGGAACGCAUUGAUGCCCUGGAGCUGUUGGGAGCCACGUUUGUCGAUAAGAAAAGAGAUUUGCUUGGGGCUUUAAAAUAUUGGAAGAGAGCCAUGGACCUGCGGUACACAGACAGCAACAACGUCGUCCAGAAACCAGAACCCAAACAGCUGAUCAUGGCAUACGACUAUGCCAGGGAGGUGACAAACGCAGAAGAACUGGACGGGCUGAUAUCUGACCCAGAUGAGAUGCGCAUGCAGGCUCUGCUCAUCCGAGAGAGAAUCCUCGGCCCGCAGCACCCCGACACGUCCUACUACAUCCGGUAUCGAGGGGCCGUCUACGCCGACUCUGGAAACUUUGAGCGCUGCAUCAAUCUGUGGAAGUACGCUCUGGACAUGCAGCAGAGCAACCUGGACCCUCUCAGCCCCAUGACGGCCUCCAGCCUCUUGUCGUUCGCGGAGCUCUUCUCUUUCAUGCUCCAGGACCGGGCCAAGGGGCUCCUGGGGACAUCGGUGUCAUUUGAGGACCUGAUGGGAAUCCUAUCCAAGAGUGUGUUGGAAAUUGAGCGAGCGGUCAAACCACACGGACCAAUGCCUCCUGACCCCACUCAGCUCAGCAAGGCCCUCUCAAUAAUCCUGCACCUCAUUUGUCUGUUGGAGAAGGUGCCGUGUACCGCCGAGCAGGACCACUUCAAGAAGGAAACCAUCUACAGGUUCCUGAAGCUCCAUCCGUGUGGUAAGAACGGCUACAGCCCGCUGCACCUGGCCGUCGACCGCAACACCACCUGUGUGGGCCGCUAUCCUGUCUGCAAGUUCCCCUCCCUCACUGUUGCGUCGAUUCUCCUGGAGUGUGGCGCAGAUGUUAACAGUAGAGAUGAAGACAAUAACAGUCCCCUGCACAUAGCGGCGUCCAACGGACACCCCGACAUCAUGAACCUGCUGAUCUCCUGCGGGAGCCACUUCGACAGCACCAACGCCUUCAAGCAGACGGCCUGCGACAUGCUGGACGAGAAGGAGCUGGCCAGGAACGUCAUCCAGCCCAUCAACCACACUACUCUGCAGUGCCUGGCCGCCAGGGCCAUCAUCAAGCACAGCCUCGACUACCGGGGAAACAUCCCCGAGAAACUGGAGGCCUUCGUCCUGCUCCACAGAUAAUGACCGGGAAGGAGCAGAGGAGACUGCCGGGUGGGGGUGAAAGGAAGGAGAAAAAAAACGUGUGGGAAGAGUGGAUGUGUGUAAUUGCACAUUAUAGAUAAACACCUGGCGCAGAAAAUCUUUUUAAAGACUAAAGAGACAAUUAUGUGGGCUUAUUUGCAAAUCAAUAUACUUGGAGAUUCGUGUGCACAGAAACUGUCCUGGAUGGACUGAAACCUGGUCGGAUUCAGAGGAGUCGGAAUUUUUUUUUUCCUCCUCUGUGGAAAAACCACUGUGUGCUCUGUAUGGAUGGAUUUGGAGCCGUGGGCAACAUGGACAGUAUCACCAGAUGAACUCGGCAAAAGGGUUUACGAAUUUUUUUUAUUUUAUUUUUUUUUUUGAUCGAGAGGAGGAAAAAAAAAAACUUUUUGCAUAUUCCACAUUGCUAUUUAUUAAAUGAAACUUGAGAGAUUUUUCUCCAUGCUGGCUCCGGCCCAGUCUCAAUAUUGCCUGCUUCGCUCUCCUCAAAGCAAGAGUUGAGGCACCUCUAUACAUGCUGGGACUUCAGGUUAUACCUUUUUUUUUUUUUUUUUUUGUGGUUAUCCCAUCACUGUUGCCAACAGUCAUGGACCCUUCCUCAGUCAUGAAUUGGUUGAUUUUUUUUUUUUUUUUUUUUUUUUUUUUUACUUUUACAGAAACAUGUAGUUUAUUUUUGUCAUGCAAAUCUGAAUAUCUGCCAAGUGAAGUGAUUUCUGGACUCUUUUUUUUUUUUUUUUUUUUUUUUUCCCCCCACUUUAGAGUGAAACAAAGCUUUACAAAGAAGGGUUUGAUGAGUGCGAACACCAUAAGUGCUUUAUUCUUCCUAUGCACAGGCUAGGCUGUUGGAAAAGAGAGACUGUUGUAUUCUGUGCCGGCACUUGUCUGUGCAAUAUUCUCUCAUGAGUUUUUGUGUUUACCUCAUUGCUGCCGUUUUUUUUUUCCUUCGGCAUCCACCUGCUUCAGUCCGAGAGGCCGGGGGGGAUGCAAAACUAUCUCACUGAUUGUUGACAGAGGAGCGAAUGAGUGUGUGUGAGACUGCGUGUGUGUGCAUAUGCAUCCCACACAGUGUUUGUUGUAUGCAGCGUGUGUUUUUGUUUUUUUGUUUUGUUUUUUUUUUAAUAUAUAAAGCUUACACAGAUUGAGGACAGGGGUUCAGUUUAGUGGUGCUUGUUUGGGAUUCCGUAGUAUUCGUGACUGCCACUAAACACCACGAUGGCCAAAAAGUCCACAACCACUGGGGGAGCGCAGGCUUGUACACAGAAGUGACCUCUUAACGUUCAUAUAUGGCCGACAUUUAAAUGCCACCUUCGUGAUUUUUAAAUUAGGAAAGAAAAAAACAAAAGACAGUUAGGGUAUCACCUGUGGGUCCCACUGUGCUGCUGCAGUUUAUCAGCCGGCCAAUCACUGCAGACGACUUCUCUUCACAGCGAGGGUCGGUCCCUUCAUUUCUCCAACCGGUGUCCAAUUACUCGAGAGGAAAUGAUCGGGACUGAUUAAGUAAAGCUUUGUGAAUUAUCUUGUUUGCACAUUAGCUUUUAGACGUGUGGGUUGAGAGAGAGAGAGAGAGAGAGAAAAAAAAGGGCUUUUCAUAAUUUGUUAGAAUUUCAUAUUGCAGUUUAUUUAACCUGACCGUUCACAAACAGACAGAGAAAAAUGUAUGAGGACUCCCAGGGCAACUUGGUUUGAUUCUGCACUUUACUACAGCGGAGUUUUAAGAUUUGAUAUGGCAUUAAUCAAGUUCAUGUCUUAACCAGUUUGACAAUAAAACCCAUGUUGCACU
Messenger RNA from Salarias fasciatus (jewelled blenny), 4433 nucleotides. RefSeq names its product fem-1 homolog c (gene fem1c). Gene Ontology annotation, molecular function: protein binding. The coding region runs from base 779 to 2635 and encodes 618 amino acids. Lineage: Eukaryota; Metazoa; Chordata; Actinopteri; Blenniiformes; Blenniidae. The record is from RefSeq and is a predicted model, not a curated record. The transcript is spliced from 6 exons.